CGGAUACUGUCACCCAGGUGACACGGUGAGGAAGGGUGAUUCACAGGCUUUCGUUAUGACAGCUCCGAAAUGGCCAGGCGUUGAGGACACUCGGUAGUAAUGUUACAAUAGCACUAUUAAAGUACUGUAUGAGUAUAUUGUUUGUGAACGUUCAUUAUGGGUCCGCGGUGUUACUGAAUGGAUGACAGCCAUGGUUAUCAUCAAUUCCGUCCUGAAACUGCUGCAGAGGCAGACAUACACAUGUCUGUCUCACCGAUACGGGCUGUAUCUUUGCUUUGGAGGAAUUGUCCUCAUGAUCGUUUCCGCCUUUCAGUUUGGGGAGGUCGUGAUCGAAUGGAGCCGAGAUCAGUAUCACGUCUUGUUUGAUUCCUAUAGAGACAACGUGGCUGGGAAGUCCUUCCAGACACGGCUGUGCCUCCCCAUGCCCAUCGAUGUGGUGUACACCUGGGUGAACGGUACCGACGCGGCACUGCUGAAGGAGCUCCACGCGGAGAGGGAGAAGCUGCAGGCAGAGCAGAAGGCCCUCAGGGAACAGCUUGGGAAGAAUGUCAGUGAUGUGACUGAAGUGCCAAAGAAAAGCGAGAAACCGGAGUGUCUCCUGUCCCACUGCAUCACGGCACCCGUGCUGGUGCUGGAUCCCGGCCUUCCAGCCAACGUGACGCUGAAGGAGCUGCCCUCACUCUCCGCUGCCUUCUCGGCGGCCAAGCAUCUGCUGCAGGUGGCCAAGCCCCGCAACCCCUCCACCAGCGUGUCUGUCCUCAUAUUCCACUCCCAGGCUGAAGCUAAUGAAGCUCAUUCUGAGGUGUCGAACGAUGUUCUUAAGCAUUCCAUCAGCCGCGGUUACUUGACUACAGAUAAGGAGGCCCCUGGAGUGGUACGGAUGCAGUCACUGGCCUACCUGAGCGGCUUCCCAUCAUCCUUCAAAGAGGCUGAGCAGCUCAGGGUGAAGCUGCCACCCACCAUCACUGGCAAGAUCAAACAGCUACAGCUUUACUCAGAGGCCAGCAUCGCACUUCUCCAUCUGAAUGACCCUCAGGAUUUUGGCGAGCUGACUCAGCAGGUCCGGAAGAACCUGACUCUGGAUGGCAAGGAGCUGACCGUCAGCCCUGCCUACCUCUUCUGGGAUCUGAGUGCCAUCAGCCAGCCCAAGCAGGACGAGGACAUCUCAGCGAGCCGCUUCGAAGACAAUGAGGAGCUGCGCUACUCGCUGCGCUCAGUGGAGACACACGCCCCCUGGGUGCGUCACAUCUUCAUUGUCACAAACGGUCAGAUCCCAUCCUGGCUCAACCUGGACAACCCAAGGGUCACGAUUGUCACACACCAGGAGAUCUUCCAGAACGUCUCACACCUGCCCACCUUCAGCUCACCUGCCAUCGAGACUCACAUUCACCGUAUCCCUGGCCUUUCACGCAAGUUCAUCUACCUUAAUGAUGAUGUCAUGUUCGGGAAAGAUGUCUGGCCGGAUGACUUCUACAGCCACUCCAAGGGACAGAAGGUGUACCUGACAUGGCCUGUACCAAAUUGCGCGGAGGGGUGUCCUGGUUCCUGGAUAAAGGACGGCUACUGUGACAAAGCCUGCAAUAAUAGCGCCUGUGACUGGGAUGGGGGGGACUGUCUUGGUGCUCUGGGAGGCAAUCGGUUUGGAGCCGGUGCCGGGGGUGGAGUCCCUGGUGCGGGAGUUGGGCAGCCCUGGCAGUUUGGAGGUUUGGGGGGCAUAACUGGUGUGUCAUACUGCAACCAGGGUUGUGCCAAUUCCUGGCUGGCAGACAAGUUCUGUGACCAGGCCUGCAAUGUGCUGUCUUGUGGAUUUGAUGUGGGUGACUGUGGCCAAGAACACUUUGGCCAACUAUACAAAGUGACCCUACGGAAGAACCAAACCCGGUACUCCCUCCCUCAAGGGGAGACCAAGCCCUACUUCAGCUUUGCCCUUAUCGGUCGUAGGGUAUCCGAGGCCCAAGUCAGUGACAACCCUGUGGUGCGGCACACUUCUAUAGCCAACAAGUGGCAAACGGUCCACCUGCUGCUGCAUGCUGGCAUGAACGCUACGCAGAUUCAGUACAACCUGACCUUCCAGGGGGCAGAUGACCAUGAGUUCUCCAUGGUCUUCACUGUGGAUGUUGACACUCGCGAAGGCGUCCGGUCCAACACAUCUGAUGAUGGCCAGAAGGAUGUUGACAAGGAGGCCAAACCCACUGAAAUAGCCCAAGAGCUUGAGGUACCUUUUGAAAAUGUUCCCUUGGAGAAGAGAGGUCCCAGAGUCCAUAAAAGACCCCCAGGGGAGAUGCCUGGGAUUGUGGUGAAAGUGCCUCAGCUGAACGAAUCCGGGCUCCCAGCCAACAUUCGCAGUGAAUUGCUGGAGUUGGAAAACAGACUCCUGAUUGGAGACAUCACUCUUAAAGGCUUCAACUUCACCAAAGCAAAACUUCUGGAACUAUACCAGACAUCAGCAGGGCAGGCUAUGCAGCAAAAGCGAGGGCUCUCUACUGAAAGGGUGGUGGAACUUAAGCCUCCAGAGAACUUGGAUUCCCACAAGCCAUACAAAGAUCUUGGAGCAGAAGAUAUUAAGAAGGACAAGGCCGUAGCACCCUUGGUGGGUGGCAAGGAGAAACAGAGACUGGUCCAAUCCCACCCUUCUUCCAUCAAGCUACGUGUGGAUGAGCAAGUCCCUGAAGGCGCAGUGGCCCAGCUCCCAAUGUCUCCAGUUCCUAUCACCACCAGGGGACCAUCAGCAGCCAAACACCUUAUUGCAUUAGUGGGGAUUGGGUCCAAAGUUGCAGAUUCUGAAAGGGGGGCCAAUGCAGCCAAAAGGGCAGGUCCAGAACAGAAGGUAGAGGGUGGAGCGGCGUUCCUCAGCAGGAAGCUGCAGCACUACACGUCAGCAGAUCGAGGUUUCCUUCCCUGGGAGAGGAGGAAGUACUUCCAUGACCUGCUGGAGGAAGGCGAGGAGCUAGAGAGGCAGCUGGAGCAGAAGCUGGCUUACCGUGCUGAUGGCACCGCCGCUGGCCGGAGGCUGCAGGACACCUUCGCCGACUCAUUGCGCUACGUCAACCGGCUGCUCAAUGGCCAGUUCGGCUUCACGUCACGCAAAGUGCCGGCUCAUAUGCCUCACAUGAUUGACCGUGUCAUCAUGCAGGGACUGCAGGACAUGUUCCCUAGUGAGUUUGACAAGACCUCAUCUCACAAAGUGCGUCACUCGGAGGACAUGCAAUUCGCCUUCUCCUACUUCUACUACCUGAUGAGCGCUCUCCAGCAGCGCAGUGUCUCCCAGGUCUUUGACGAGAUCGACACCGACCACUCUGGCGUCCUCUCUGACCGAGAGAUACGCACACUUGCCACGCGGAUCCAUGACCUGCCGCUCAGCCUCCAGGAUCUAACAGGUCUGGAGCAAAUGCUAAUUAACUGCUCCAAGAUCCUGCCUACCAACGUCACACAGCUCCACAUGAUUAGUCCCACCCAGGAGGCCUACUAUGACCCCAGCAUGCCUCCAGUCACUAAAGGUCUGGUUGUCAACUGCAAGCCCAUCAUUGACCGCAUUCACAAGGCCUUCAAAGACCAAAACAAAUACAAGUUUGAGAUCAUGGGGGAGGAGGAGAUUGCCUUCAAGAUGGUUCGCACCAACGUUUCCCAUGUGGUGGGCCAGCUGGAUGACAUUAGGAAGAACCCCAGGAAGUUCAUCUGUCUCAAUGAUAACAUCGACCACAGCCAUAAGGACGCCCCUACGGUGAAGGCAGUGCUUCGGGACUUCUACGAGUCCAUGUUUCCCAUUCCUUCUCAGUUUGAGUUGCCAAGAGAGUACCGUAACCGAUUCCUCCACAUGGGGGAGCUCCAGGAAUGGCGUUUGUAUCGAGACAAGCUGAAGUUCUGGACGCACUGUGUUCUGGUUACCCUAGUCGUCUUCACUGUGAUUUCUUUCUUCGCAGAACAGCUCAUUCUCCUGAAACGGAGGCUGUUCCCGCGACGAAGGGCCAACAGAGACAUGAACCCUGAACGAGUGUGAAUAGAAAGGCGUUUCCUACACCUCCCCCCCCCACCUCUUCUUUAGGCAGGACUUUAAAAGGUGGGGAGGAACAGGAAGUGUCUGAGGGAGCUCUAAGUAUAACUGAGAAGCUCCUGUUGGUGCAGAUCUGCAUGUCGCCACUGGACUGAAGUGACUGUGCCUAAUUGGGCAUCUCUUCUCGUGAGGAGGAUGAUCCAAUUGGUGGUUAUU
Paramormyrops kingsleyae is the source of this 4207-nucleotide messenger RNA. It is a transcript of the gene gnptab, whose product is annotated as N-acetylglucosamine-1-phosphate transferase subunits alpha and beta. The record is from RefSeq and is a predicted model, not a curated record. Gene Ontology annotation, biological process: N-glycan processing to lysosome; carbohydrate phosphorylation. NCBI's taxonomy places the organism in Eukaryota, Metazoa, Chordata, Actinopteri, Osteoglossiformes, Mormyridae. Gene Ontology annotation, molecular function: UDP-N-acetylglucosamine-lysosomal-enzyme N-acetylglucosaminephosphotransferase activity; calcium ion binding. Gene Ontology annotation, cellular component: Golgi apparatus.